Messenger RNA from Metschnikowia bicuspidata var. bicuspidata NRRL YB-4993, 867 nucleotides. Its product is annotated as S-formylglutathione hydrolase. Bases 1 to 867 code for a protein of 288 amino acids. Gene Ontology annotation, molecular function: S-formylglutathione hydrolase activity. NCBI's taxonomy places the organism in Eukaryota, Fungi, Ascomycota, Pichiomycetes, Serinales, Metschnikowiaceae. Gene Ontology annotation, biological process: formaldehyde catabolic process. Gene Ontology annotation, cellular component: cytosol. The record is from RefSeq and is a predicted model, not a curated record. The transcript has a single exon.
AUGUCCUUCACAACCAAUUCAGAGAUUGCUGUCCACGACGGUAAGUUGUAUAAGUUGUCACAUGACUCCACCACCACCAACACGAAGAUGGAUGUCAACGUUUUUGUCCCUCCCUCGAAAUCUGACAAGAUCCCGGUUUUGAUGUUCUUGUCAGGUUUGACAUGCACACCCAACAAUGCCACCGAAAAGUCGUUCUUGACCUAUUUCGCCGCCAAGUACGGAUUUGCCCUUGUGUUUCCAGAUACUUCUCCAAGAGGAGCCAAUAUUCCUGGUGAAGACGACUCAUAUGACUUUGGUACUGGCGCCGGAUUUUACUUGGAUGCCACGCAGGAACCAUGGUCCAAGAACUACAACAUGUACUCGUACGUGCACCAAGAACUUUUGGAGAAAUUGGCCGAGCAGUUCUCACAGCUAGACUUCUCUAAGAUCUCCAUCACCGGUCAUUCCAUGGGUGGAUACGGUGCCAUUGCGGGCUUUUUCAAAAACCCUGGUAAGUACACGAGUGUCAGUGCCUUUGCGCCGAUCUCAAACCCCCUGAACUGUGCCUGGGGCGAGAAAAAUUUCAGUGCUCAUUUGGGCAACGACAGAAACGACUGGGUGAAGUAUGACCCUGUGGACUUGAUCAAACAUUACACGCACGAGAACCAGCCGGACAUUUUGAUCCAUCAGGGCGCUGCUGAUGACUUCUACAGAAAAGACAAGUUUUUGCAACCGGAAAACCUCGUCAAGGGUGCCAAGAGGAGCGACUACAAGGGUAAGAUAGACUUGAGGAUUGUGGAGGGCUACGACCACCUGUACUUUUUCAUCAGCUCAUUUGCUGAAGAGCACGCCAAGCACCAUGCGAAGGCGUUGGGCUUGCUCGAAUAA